GCUGGGUUUUGCACGGACGUGCGGAGGGUCAUCGGCUUAAACCAAUUGAUUGUAGCUAUAACGUGGGCUGAGACGAGGAGAAGAAAGGUGGAAGCGACAAAACGAAGUUCAGUUGCCGCUCACGUACAUCCAAACUUUGUCUUGAACCAAUACGUUUGUAUGGUAUGCUAUGUACACGGGCUAAUCGGCAGCUCGAGUAAUUUGGACGAUAAUCAAGGCGGCGCCAUAACGUCGCCUUCUUUUUUUUUUUUUCGUCCGCACACCCUGCGUCGCCGACUCCGUGAGCCACUAACGAGCCGCGGUUGUCAGCGGUUUUUGGCCCGCUUAAGCUCGUUGCCUCCUCGCCGCAGCCGCCGUUGCGCCUGACCGUCUCGUCGGGGGGGGGGACUCGGUCGCCCGUUUUCACUCGUCGCCAGUCGCGCAUUUGGACCCGUGUCCCACUAAAACGCGAGAACAGCGCGCGGGCGCCUGUGUGCCACCGUGUUUGUGUGGUGAACUCGGUCGUGGAGCUGCCACCUACGUGUUCUUGCCUCCCCGUUUGUGUCGAGGCAACCUCUGGUUUGGCCCCGUGCUCUGCGGCCCUUCUUUUUAUUCUUCUUCUUUAUUUUUUCUUGCGUAUGUUUUUUUUUGUUCUUGCUUUUUUUCAUUUUUCUGUUUUUCUGUAGCAUUCCUCGACCGUCUCGUCACCGAGGCACUCUUUUGUGUGCCGUUUCAAGAAGGCCCGUGGUAUGCGGUACGCCUCUGUCAAUCUCUGCUGCUGGUUUAUUCUUUUCUUAUAUGCGAGUGGCACAAGUUGCGCUAAGGGGCGUGCAGAAAUUCGAACAGUUUGGCGAGAAAUUCAAUGGAAAGUGCUCAUCUGGUAAAGCUGAGCUGAUAUGUCGCGGUGCUUAAUAACGGCGCGAUCUUCUUCGAGCGAGUCAGCAAGACUCACGUGGAGGAAGAUUCGGCGACCUUGAAUAUUUGAUCGGACGUUACUUAUGGUGGACAGCGAGAAUGUCGCACGACGUCGAAGAAUGGUGCAAGGGGCAAACUAUACCGACGUCUCCGUUUUCUUUUUUUCUUUUUUUUUGCGUGAAGUUCGUGCGGUCCUUCAGGGAAGCGACACGUGUAAAAAGCGAGGACAGAGCGCGCAACUCGACGACGGCUGCUCGACCGCGCUUUGUAUUCGCUGUCAUUUGCUUCACCCUCAUUAAUGCGGCUACGUAUCGUUUCAAAUCUAAAUGACACGUGCUGAGCAUUUAUUGACCACCUGUUAAAUGCCGCGUCCACAGCCUCGUCUUCAAUUUCUUCUCGCACACCGCGCGCUAGCCUGUCACGAUCGCCGUGUUCUUCAACACGCUCACGCGGCGUUGCUUUUGUUAAAACAAAGCGACAGAUGCCGUGGCCGCGGAAAUUCUAAGCCGAUCAGCACAAAAACAGGCGGUGGAGGCGCCGGGGAGCCUUUUAUUCUCUCCGCGCCUUAUACGUUCCUCGGCAGCUGGCGCGACGCGGCUUCGCAUAAAGACAACACGCUGAAACGAGUCGACGACCAACGAGCCGAGAGAUUCAAGCGUCGAAAAACAACUGUCCGCCGAGGGGAAACGGAACGCUCGCACUGCGCGGCUACGCCUCGGUUGCAACCCUUCUUCUCGAUCGCAAGAAGACGGACAGGAAGACACGCCGCGGUCACAAGCGGCGAACUAAAAACGACGGGAGGAUAGACGGCGACAGGCACGACGAGGAAGCCACGGGAGUCAGCGAGCCGCCCUUCUGUUGCGGCGAAGCCUCUCGCGCUGGCGGCACCGUGGUGCGCCGCGCGGAGCAGGCUGCCAGUGUGUGUGUGAGCAGCGUUUUCCCUGCGCUGCAAGCGAGGCGAGAAAGAGAGCCGUCUACGCGCGGGCCUGUCAAACGAACCGGGGGUGCCACGGUUGUGUUGUGUGCUCUCUGCCGUGGUGCGACCUCGUGGGUUCCGUGCCUGGGAAGGGAGCCAGGCGCAUGGCUUGCGCUGUGAAACCAGACGCACGCGGACAGAUUGAGUGACCCGGCCCGGCGGCCAGCCCGUUUUUCGUGCCGCUGAAAAGAACGGCGCGCCACGUCUUCAGCUGCGUGCUCCCCUUCGCUGGGACCAAACGCCCUUCUCAUGUUUCUUCUCUGUACAAGUGGCAAGCGCCUGGCACUCCUGGGUCGGCCGCAGCUGCAGGGUGUCCAGCGCCACGAAGCUCACGAGUGGCCCGGCGGACUCGUCGAGAAAGUUAUGACGGAGCCUCCAAGCCUGACCUUAUGCUCGCCGAGCCCGUCGUCUGCUGCGCUGUUUUCUAACGUUGAGGAGCCCAACCUUUCGUUAGCGGAAUUCGGUCCGAUGAUGGACAUCAAGGCCGAAGUGCACCGGUGGAACCCCGAGGUACACCGGAGCCCCGUGCUGGGACCCGGUCCCGGCAGUGGUCCCGUGCCCAUGAUGACUCCAGCCGCCCUGAGCCACUCUGGUCCCGAGUGCGCGGGCUGCCAGAAGCCCAUACGCGAGCGGUUCCUACUCAAGGCGCUGGACCAACUGUGGCACGAGGACUGCCUCAAGUGCGCGUGCUGCGACUGCCGCCUCGGAGAGGUCGGCUCCACCCUCUUCACCAAGGCCAACCUCAUACUGUGCAAGAGGGACUAUCUCAGGUUAUUUGGCACAACCGGACUGUGCUCUGCGUGCAGCAAAGCUAUCCCAGCGUUCGAGAUGGUCAUGAGAGCCAGGGGAAACGUGUACCACCUCGAGUGCUUCGCCUGCCAGCAAUGCAACCACAGGUUCUGUGUGGGUGAUCGCUUCUACCUGCACGACAACCGCAUCCUCUGCGAGUACGAUUACGAGGAGCGGGCCCUGAUGGCUGGGGUGCCGCCGCCUUUCUACGCCACGGGUCCCGGAGGCGCUGGCGGUCCCGGCGGCUUAGCGGCGGCGCUCAGCCACCAGCAGGCCAACAACCCGCUCCCGGUAAAGCGUCAGGGGCAGCAGCAGCAGCAGCAACAACAGACUCCGCAGCAGCAAACGGCCAUGUCUCAGCCGCAACCGCCAUCGCAGCAGCAGCCGCAGCCACAACAACAACAGCAGCAACAACCACAGCCUCAGCCACCUCAGCAACAGCCGCACUCCGUCGACGAGCCGACCAGGGACGACCGCUCGAGCGGUUACGGCAGCGGGGACUCUCCGUACGACGGCCGGUAGCUAUGGCGACCCCCAGCGCCGACCAUGAUCUGCGCUGCGCGCCCUUUUCUCGGCAAUGGCGCGACCAAGAAGCGGAAGACCAAGAGGUAGAUCCUUCCGGGAAUGGUGGGAACUCGGCCAUGCCUGGAAUCGACGAGUGCUGUGGGCGGCCCCGAACGGUGGAACACGUGCUGCCUCCCCCCCCCCCCCCCCCCCCGACUUCUCUUUUUUUUUCUUCCUGAAGCCACGUUCGCCCGUUGUGACAGUCUCGUUCUGCGAACGCCGAGCCACAGAAGCUUCGGAAUGGCCUCGCACAUGCUUCAUCAUUCACUGUGGAACGAGCCAGUAUGGUGUGAUUCGAGGACGAUGAAUCGUGCUGUGGUUCUUCAUCAGUGGGAUGACAGUGUAGUAUAAAGAGAAAGAAAAACGAGGAGUGGCUCGUUUUUUCACGCAGGAUUGCGAAAUUUACAGCUAUUUUGUUUCGCGUUGCCUCGAUGCUGCUGUUCACUUUUGUCUCACCUGAGUGCAUUUCAUUUUAGUGUCGCUGAAGAGCGUGGCUUUACAUUGACUAAGCCAAAUUGAGAUGAUACUUUAGACUUGCUUUAUUUUUCCUGUGUGACACUAUCUUCCUUUUUCGAGAGAGAUAAUUUUCUAAAUUAGCCCCGAUACCUUUCUCAAAUUUUUCUGUAAUAUUUAGUCACUGACGAUGAGUCAUUUGGCUUGUUGCCUCAGUACGGUGGAACCCCGUCGCAGCAAAUCCGCUUAUGGUAAGCACCAGUCCCUGUUUAUUCUUUGUAUAAUUUACCAGGCAAGAAUAGUCUGCACAGCCGUCAGAACACUCGUCUACAGCGCAGAAAUGAUAUGCGUAAAUAGGGCCCCUCGAUGUAGCGCGCCCGCGCUACAUCGAGGCUUCCUAUGCGUAAACGUGUGCUUGCGCCAUCUAGUGGAGGUUAGUUAGAUCAGAAAAUUUCCUUCUUAGCAAGGAGUUCCUUUCCGGCAAGGCCACCGAUAGCCGCGCUGCUGCCUCUUCAAGAAAGGCAGCCACUUUAGUGAGCGAUAGGUGAGCACACCUAGGCUUCGAAUCAUGGCGACUGCAGAGGCUCAGCUCGUCAGGCAACGCAUGCUUCAAAGAAGUUGACCUGAACGAGCAGCACACGGUAGCGAACUUCAAAACGCACCGCUUAAGCGCUCUACAAAAAUAUGCUGUGAGCUGUGCAUUCAUCAACCAGACCUGACAAAGACUGUUAGCGCCAUGCAGCGACAUCGGUUAUGGUGUUGCGCAUCAUGCACACACUUCCCUGGAGUUAAAUAUUUUGCACCGUUUAAUAUUUUGAAACUCCAUUUAGAACGCUUAUGUGAACACGAAAAAAAAAAUAAAGCUGGCAGAAUAGGCUUGUUGGACUGAGGUUGUCCUGUCGAGCUCAUCGGUGCGCCGAGCCAAUGUCGAGUCGGGCUCGGUCAAUCCGUAUCCGCCUGCGUUGGUUAGCUCAGUCAACGCUUUCGGUAGGGCCAGUGAUGCGCGUCCAGCAACGAAGAUCCGGACGUUGCUUUCGCGAAUUCUUUUCUUUUUCUUGCUUUCUUUCCACACCUUGACGAAUUGGUCUGCCAAGAGCGAGCUCAUGUAAACUGUCUCAACCCAACUUUUCCAUGGACCUGUUCGCUGCGGGUUUAUCUGUACGAGUCUACGUGCACAAAGAACGACAAACACAAACCAAACCGCAAUGGUAGACGCAGAUAGUCUAUGUUCUAGGUUCCUUCUUGGCGUCACCAGGACUCACUGCUGAAAUAAGGGUUUUCAGUGAUUCGUGUCUAGCGAUAAUGCCGCUGUAACGAAUAUUUAGCUUUCUCCCAGCUUUUUUGCUGUAAUGGGGUUCUAGUUUAGUUUUCUAAUUACAAAGAUGCGUAAAAUUCAAUGUGCAUUUUGUCAUUGUGUUCUGAUUAUGUGAAAUUCGUGGGUGACCAACGUUUCUUUCUUUCUUUCUUUCUUUCUUUCUUUGUUUCUUUGUUCCUUUCUUUCUUUCUUUCUUUCUUUCUUUCUUUCUUUCUUUCUUAUUCUUCUUCUUAUUACUAUUUUAUGCCUGUUGACCUAGCGAUCUGGAAGUCAAACAAGCCGUUUCGAAACCACUUCUAGCUUCUCUAGCAUCUCUUGCCUGUCUUGAGGUCCUGACAAAAGUAUUUUAAAUUGACAUUGCUAUAAUAGAUGGUUUUUUUUGGCUUGACUGUCUCGUGAGUGAUAAGUACUUAAGGAAGGAUUGCAGUGAUGACCUGCUUGUAAAUACGGAAACACCAAAAACCGCUACUCUUUGUCCACAUCGUCUCUCAUGGUUCAAGAACGCUUGCCUCCCCAUCACGCAUCCCUCCACGAGUGCGCCAGCUUUGUGAUGAAACUCAUCUCUUCUCCCAUUUGUGACGGAUCGUCGACACCUGUCUGCUGUUAAGCAAAUGUUGGACCUAUCUGCGUUGUGUGACGAAAAUAUGUAGCCUGUGCUGAGCAAGUCGGCAAUCGCUACUGGAGUUCCUCACACGCCUGCUUCAGACUGUGUGUGUGACACGCGCUCCUCGUGGACAAUGAUGACACGUGUUGGACAGCAACAACGCUUAAAAAAUGCUGUACUGGAUAAGCUUUCACCGGCUUACAUUGUGAGGGCUAGUCCAGAGACUAAUCUGGCUUUGGGGAGCAUAUGUUGUCGCCCAGAGUGCAAAAAUGGCUUUCUUUCUUUUUUGUUUGUUUGUUUGUUUGUUUAUGAAGAGCAGCUCGUGUAUUUAUCUUGUUUCGCGGGUUCUAGUACAAGCAAAACCAAAACGUGUGUAACGCGAUAAUUUCUGUCAUCUAAAAAAAACCAAGAAAAGGAUCGCGAAAUAGAGGGUGGGAUUAGGUUCCACUUUUUUUUUCCCCACCCUAGUAAGUCCUUUACUUGUCCAAACCGGGGAGAGGGUAGCUUAUUUAUUCAACUUCUUUCUCUCAGUCACAGUUCCUGAUGCUGAAGUUUCCAAGGGCAUUAUGUGUAGCGAGUACAGAGAAGAAAGCACGUGAACCUCUUGUCGCUCGAGCACAUGUGGGCGUGGCCGAAAGAAGCUAGCGUAAAGGUCACUUUCACGAAAGAAAGAAGAAAAAAAAAACGUCCCCUGUAAAUCACGCGCACUUUGAGUGCGAUGUGUGGAACUGUCGUUGCGGUUUCCUUACGCUGCCCGCUUUCUGCACCCUGUAACGACGGGAGAAAAAAAACAAUGGGUGCCUUGUGAGAAAUAUCUUGUACAUAUUGUACACGCUUUGUUCAUUAUGCUAAGGGAAGUUUCCUUUGUUGGCCGGACUCUCCUUUCCCGCAAUUGUUUGUUCCUGAUGCGUCCGAGAUAGGCGGCUGCCGGCUAUGUGUGUGCGUGUGUUUGUGUGUGUGUUUAUGCGCGUAUGCGGCCGUGCAGAGAGGAUGGCGUCAGAUGUAAUUACACAAACUGGCCACGGCUAUGCCUAGCUAUUGAAUGCGCAUUUCGCGACGGCAUUAUUGUCAAUAGCAUUGAAAAAUGAAAACACCAAAGACGUGCCACUAGUAAAUGUCGUGCGAUAACGGCCAGAUACUGGAUCCUUAAAUUGCCGCUUUGACGACAGAUUGACAUACUUUCAACUUUCCCAGUUGAGAGCAGUGGAGAGCCACCCUUAGUUAAAAGCAGUGGAGAGACAGUUAAACUGAGACCGUCUUUCCUGCUUCUUUAUUUUCCUAUAGCUACAAUCCUCUCACUUAUUUUUUAUAUUUCUAUUUUCUUUUUUAUGCUUAAACGUUGCUUUCUAAAUUCACGUCACGCAAGUAAAAACAAGAAAAGAAAAAUUAAGAUUGUGUCGUUUCGGCGCAUUUGAAGUGGUGCGGACCGUACGGACAGACGUGCAAUAAUCUCAAGUCAAGCAGUUACUAGUCAAGAGGUAUUCCUAACGGUUUCGCACUCUCUCGAAGCACUGUAAAUUUAAAUUAAACGCUAGAAAAUUUCUUCCGUCCCGUGUAACCAGGUAAACGCGAAGAGUCGUUGUUAACGGAGGCAAGAAGUCGGUCGUAAUAUUUAUCAGUCUUCAGCUAGUGUCAACAGCUACGCCUGCACAUAUACAGAGCGAAGAUAAUUUCCGGGUUUUUCCAGAAGUGGAUUUGUCAGCUAAUCGCGGCAAAGCAAUCAAUAUGAAAUGCUAGAAGAUAUUCAAUUCAAGAGUGAAGCUGGAGAUUAAGGAAUGUGAAGAAAAAUGAUUCAGUGGAGACGUCAAGCAUGAAUUAGUGACAACUGCUGUUUGAUCGAUGCAACUGAUGCUAACAUUUUAUGGUGCAGCCGCUAAUUAGAAAUGCCGCGACAGAUUUUGUACCUUAUUUUCUUCAUGCCCGAGCAUGGGCGUCGUGUAUGACAUGGGCAGCAAUUUGUACGCGAAAAGAACCUGGUAAAGAGGGGUGGGAAUGUGCAAGUGCUUUAUCUUCAUGACGGCCAACUGUUUUGAAUGGGGUGUUCACGUGAGAUCUAGUUCAUUCACCUACCCAUUGUUGUGCUGUGCUCGGAUCAGUGCACGCGGGCAUCAAGUUCACAGCGUUGAGAGUGCUGUCUGUUUCCCUCCAAAGUGCAGUGAUUGACCAUGUUUGCUCUUUUUUUUGAAUAUAAUAUAAUGCUACUUCCCAAUUUGUGUGGCCCAUUCUUUUCGCUCCUCUUAAGCCUCUACCUUUGUGCAGAGUCAUGGGACGCCCCAGUCUUGGCGGUAAAACUCGGAGCAAUAAAAGCCUGUGUUGUAUCUUUAUCGAA
Molecule: messenger RNA, 7924 nt
Organism: Dermacentor andersoni
Lineage: Eukaryota; Metazoa; Arthropoda; Arachnida; Ixodida; Ixodidae
Product: LIM domain transcription factor LMO4.2-like
Biological process (GO): positive regulation of transcription by RNA polymerase II
Cellular component (GO): nucleus
Molecular function (GO): DNA-binding transcription factor binding; transcription coactivator activity
Source: RefSeq, a predicted model, not a curated record